This is a messenger RNA of Kluyveromyces marxianus DMKU3-1042, 1359 nucleotides long. RefSeq names its product histone deacetylase HOS2 (gene HOS2). The record is from RefSeq and is a predicted model, not a curated record. Gene Ontology annotation, molecular function: histone deacetylase activity. Lineage: Eukaryota; Fungi; Ascomycota; Saccharomycetes; Saccharomycetales; Saccharomycetaceae. Bases 1 to 1359 code for a protein of 452 amino acids. The transcript has a single exon.
AUGUCUUCAGAUACUCUGAAAUACGAUGAAAAGACGGAAGCUGAGCAGCCGUUAUUUGACUGCGAUUUUGGCAUGUCGUAUGAACCGAGGGUGUCGUACCAUUUCAAUCCUAAGGUUUCGCAGUACCAUUAUGGGGUGAAGCACCCAAUGAAGCCGUUCAGGCUUAUGUUGACGGACCAUUUGGUAUCGUCUUAUGGGUUACAUAAAGUGAUGGAUUUAUAUGAGACAAGGUCUGCAAGUAAGGAGGAACUUAUGAGUUUCCACUCAGAGGACUAUGUUAAUUUUCUAGCGAAAGUAACACCGGAUAAUUUGAACAAGCUUCCCCGUGGGUCAUUGGAAAAAUUCAACAUUGGUGAUGAUUGUCCAAUAUUUCAAGGAAUUUUUGAUUACGCUUCUAUGUAUGCUGGUGCAUCGUUAGAUGCAUCGAGAAAAUUGAUUAACGGUCAGAGCGAUAUAGCAAUCAACUGGUCCGGUGGGUUACAUCAUGCGAAGAAGAACAAUCCGUCUGGUUUUUGCUAUGUUAACGAUAUUGUUUUGGCGAUUGUGAACUUGCUUCGAUAUCAUCCUAGGGUGUUGUACAUUGAUAUUGACUUGCAUCAUGGUGACGGGGUCCAAGAGGCUUUCUACACAACAGAUCGUGUUUUCACGGUCUCGUUUCAUAAAUAUAAUGGUGAAUUUUUUCCAGGUACCGGUGAUUUGGACGAAAUUGGCUGUUCUCGCGGUAAGCAUUUUGCAUUAAACGUGCCAUUGCAAGAUGGUAUCGAAGACGACUCAUAUAUUAAUCUAUUCAAAAGCAUAAUAGACCCUAUAAUAACGUCCUUUAAACCCACCGUUAUCAUACAGCAAUGUGGUGCUGACUCGCUAGGGCAUGACAGGCUCGGUUGCUUCAAUCUAAAUAUAAAGGCGCAUGGUGAAUGUGUUAGAUUUGUUAAAUCGUUCGGAAUACCAAUGCUUGUCGUAGGAGGUGGGGGUUAUACACCAAGAAAUGUAUCGAGACUAUGGACAUAUGAAACUGGGCUACUAAACGGAGUGCUAUUGAAACCCAAUAUUCCGGAAGAAAUACCUUUUAGAGAUUGGUUCGGUCCUGACUAUUCCUUGCAUCCAACUUUAGAUGAUUUGUAUGAAAACAAGAACUCCAAGAAAUUUUUGGAAAACAUAAGAAUCAGAUGCCUAGAAAAUAUCAAAUAUCUACAAGGUGCUCCUAGUGUAAGAAUGGAUGCAGAGUUGAUACCGACUCAAGAUAUAACGGGACUAACAGAGGAGGAAGAAGAGCUAAUAAAGGAACUCAAUGAAGAAAAUGACAUGGCAAGGCUAGAACAAAUAGAGAAAGAUAAUUACAAAGUGGGUGAGUUGUAUUAA